CCUGUUCUUACUGGCUUUGCAAUCGCUUCCACAGGGCCAUCUGGUGUCCUACAGAUGAAGGCGGCAGUGAAGAGAUCUGAUCUUAUGAAGAGAGAUCCUACUAUUCGCCCAUCUUAUUCGACAGAAUUGAUAUAUGCUGAUGGUAAGAGCUUCUUGGUCCCAGAUAUGUAUCAUUUCUAACAUAAAUGUAGUUGAGAAUGCCCACGACCUGAGCAACACAUUCUUUUCCAAGGUCAGAUUCGGCUCGAAUCUUCCAAUCAUUACGUUUGAGGAAAUUGAACACCAUCUCGAAGAUGUCCAAUGUGGAAGUUCCCACAUAACCGUCGAACUUCGGUCCCGCGAAGCCCAAGAGGCUCUAAGGGGUGCCUGUGACAACGAAGAUGGUGCAUACAUCAUCACUUCACAUGACGGAUGCAACCCGGAUGGUGAGCGUACUGCAUACCAGGUCAAGCACCAUGCUUCCAGUGAGAAAGGCCUAUCGUUCAAGGCGACGAAGAUCCCUUUCCACAAAGCUUUCACAAAUAUGAAGCUCGAGUUUGGUCAAAGUAAGGAAGGUCAUGUUUUCCGUGAUGGCCAGAGCCUUCGCCGCCGACAGGCCCCUGAAGCUCCGUUUCCUCUUCCAGAAAACAAUGGCAGUCCAGGAAUUACCAUUGACCUCAACAGUGUUGUCAAGGAUACGGUCUUGCCAUUACCGACUAACAUAACCGACCUUCUCCCAGUAGGCAUUCCAGUCGAGAUCCGCUGUGUGGAAUGCUCCACUUCCGGCAGCUUGGAACUAUCUGCCGGCGAAUUCGAAAUGGACCUCAACGUCUUCGACGGCGAUGGCAUCGACCUAUUCCAAUCUGGCUUUAUCUCCAUGAUCGGUAACGGGAUCGGCGCUCGCCUCGAGAUGGCAGCCACCCCUUCCGCCGAAUUCACAACCGAGCUCCCUCUCCCCAGCAUCCCCAUCCCAGCCCUCGGAUUCUCCAUUCCGGGCAUCGGCAACGCAGGAGUAAACUUCUCCCCUGAAAUCUCGCUCAGCUUCGGCGUCAAAGGCGGCAUCGAAUUCACCUACGGCCUCACCGCAUCCAUACCCGACAAAUCCGAGAUCCGCAUCAACUUCGCCGACUUCGGAAGCUCCAGCACCACAGGCUUCACCAACCCAACCGUCGAAGCCCUCCCCUUCAACGCCAACGUCUCCGCCGUCGAAAUGACCCUCGCAACAGGCUUCCGGCCCCGCCUCACCCUCGGCUUCGAAUUCGUCGGCUCCGCAACCGCCGAAGUCGGCAUCUUCGCAGACCUCCCCUCCCUCUCCGCCACCUUCUCAACCCAGUCCAAAGUCGACCAGAACUGUAACCCCCUCCCCGCCGACGCCGCCCCCGCCGACGCAGCAGACCCCCUCGCCAGCGCCCUCGGCGACUUCACCCUCGUCGACUUCUCCAUCGGCGUCGUCCUCGGCCUCAGCGCCCAACUCGCCGCCCCCGUAAUCCCAGACUUCGCCACCGAACUGCCCCUCGCUUCAACUACAUUCCAGCUCGCAACAUCAUGCAUGGCCGCUGUUCCCAGCGGUACAGGCCUCGCCCCCGCCGCCCCGCUGGUCAGCAGCAUGGUCCAGGCCGGCCAGGUCGCGAGCUGGGUCGCUGCGCUGCCAGAUGUACCCCCCGCGACUCCGCUUGCGCCGGCGUUUACCCCGCCUGCUGUGCAGCCGCACGCGCUGGGUGCGCUUGAGGAGAUGGUGGGGAAGCCGGAUCCCGUGGGCACGGCGAAUGCGCCGUAUGUGCCUGCUAAUACGAGUGGGGCGAAGCCCGGGCAUGUGUAUCAGGUUGUGCCGGCGCCGCCGGCGAUUGCGGAGGCGGCGGUGGCGACGGAGGCGCCUAAGGUGCGGUCGAGGUUUAUGAGGGCUUUGGUUUAGGGGGUGCGGAGGGAUGGAAGGUUGCUUAUAGCGUAUGGCUUGACGAUGGGUUAUGAGGGAUGAUAUGAGUCAUGAUGGAAGCAGGGGGGCAGGCUAGCUAUGAUCUGUUGACGGAUUGGUUGCUGGUGUGAUUGAUCCUUUUAUGCUGGGACAGUGGUUGGCUUCUGGCUGGUCCAGUUGUCAUUGGAUGUAUGCAUGCAGGCCUGUAUAUAUUUCCAUAGCCACUUGAGAGCAUGGUUUAACGUGCCCGUGGAUACGAAGGAGCACGUAUUCUACUCUGCUCUACUACCUCUCGCAUGAUAUGUGCCGUCCUAGAUUCACGUA
Messenger RNA from Pseudovirgaria hyperparasitica, 2215 nucleotides. RefSeq lists its product as uncharacterized. Lineage: Eukaryota; Fungi; Ascomycota; Dothideomycetes; Acrospermales; Acrospermaceae. The record is from RefSeq and is a predicted model, not a curated record. The transcript has a single exon. Bases 134 to 1891 code for a protein of 585 amino acids.